Molecule: messenger RNA, 1638 nt
Organism: Exophiala mesophila
Lineage: Eukaryota; Fungi; Ascomycota; Eurotiomycetes; Chaetothyriales; Herpotrichiellaceae
Exons: 2
Coding region: 72-1610 (512 amino acids)
Source: RefSeq, a predicted model, not a curated record
UGUCGCUCCUUUUGCUUAACUGGCGAAGGCUAGUCCUUCGACUCGUCCACUCCUUUCCACAGUCACUCAUUAUGCGUUCGUCUUUUUGGAGAUUGCUCGCCAUCUCCAUCUCCAUCGCCACAGUCACUGCAGCUCCACUAGUCAGACGAUAUGACCUCGACGGCAACGGCGUACCCGACUACUGCUACGAUGAAGCCGGUGUGGUCCGCUGCAUGCUGACUGAUGGCUCAUGGACCACCGUACCUCGCAAAACCGACGCCGUCACGGUAACAAAGGUUUCUCCUCAAGUCAAUGCUAUCAGGUUCGGACCAUACUGGGGGGUGCCGGCCUCGGAAACCGCUACCGCCGACACAACCCCGUCAUCCGAGACUAACACCAGACAACCCGAAUGGGGAGUCCCUGCCUCGGAACUUUCGCCUCAAAUCUCUCAAUCAUAUGCGGUGACUCAACCCGUUCCAUCAUCCAGCGCCCCCACGAAAGCCGCUCCGACAUCAACACCGACAUCAACACCGACAUCAACGCCGACGCCGACAUCUUCGCCAGUUGCGCCACCACCCAAUGAUAACCUUCCCACAGGCAGCCUUCCGUCGCCGGAACAAUGGAAGCUCGACAAAGGGUCCAAGUGGUCGAUGGAGUACGUGGGUGACAUCAAGUUCAACGGAGGACUUGCAGGAAAGGACGUAGUCGGGGACAAGUGUCGGAGCAGUAAGCUCGGUGACAAGAUCAUUUGGAACUGCGGCGACAUAGGAUGUAACCCGGACGUGCUGACUUGCGGAUUCUCGAUGGGACCGGCCUUCUACGGCACGGGAGAUGUGAUGACGAUCGACGCGACGGGAGUCAAAUAUGUGCAAGAGAACGACUUCCUCAAGCCUUGGCAUGGAGACCAAAAGUUCGGCCCACCCUACCAGUUCUGGGGCAUGGACACGUCCAACGUGGCUCCGAUCAACGACACACACGGCGUGGCCUUUGCAUGGCAGAUCUUCCGUGGCGCACCUAACAACGGACACGAAGAUCGAGGCAACGCCGUGGCGGUCAUCACUCUAGGCGAGGAUAAGCCGAUCGCGACGCGAAUUGGUCCUCUACUGACAGGACCCGACAAGAUUGCACUGGGUCUGAUCGCUGUGCUGCGUGCGGAAAACUACAUCUACAUCUACUCGGAUGGCGGACCGUCAACAGUCAUGGUAGGACGGGUGCGUGCAUCGGACGAUGUGUUCGAUCAGUCCAAGUACGAGUUUCUCCAGUUCGGAUCCACGGACUCCUGGGUGCCUGGCAUCCCAUCAAAGAGCAGCAACUCGUUCGGCGCCACCAGCCUGGCCAAGAACCAGAAACUCGGCUGCGACCACUACGGAUCCGCCUUCUACAACAACUACCUGCACAAGUACGUGCUCAUGUGCAACAUCUUCAUGGACUUUGUCAAGUUCUAUACCUCCGACACCCCCUAUGGACCCUGGAGUGACGAGUACAGUCUCGCCAGCGGUUCUUCCGUCCAGGGAAAAUACGGCAUUCAUGCCCACCCUGAAUUCUCCCCCGACGGCUCUCACAAAUCCUUCUACUUCUCCAUGGGCCCCAACACAAAGAUGAACAUGUACAAGGUCACGCUGAAUUAUUAGUUUCGCAUGGAACUUGUGUGACUGCCAC